UAGACCAAUAUCGUUUAAACUAACGAAUGAGGAGGUGAUUUUGUGUCACGUGCUUAUUUUAAACGAAAUGCGGCAUAUUGUGUCCACAUUGUUUUGAAGAAAGAAGCAUUAACUUUGAACAAAAUAGUCAUUUUAUUAAAAUUACUUAUAAAAAAAAUCAACCGGCUUAAGAAAUACUUUAACGAUACGUUUAUCAAGGACAUACCUUAAUAAUAUUGGUGGAUACUGGCGAAGGUAUUAGUACUGCCCCUGCUUCUAGGUGUAAACGUUAACUGUGUUCGCUUGUGUAACAUGUAACUUUGGGAGUCUUUCUUUAUUUUUGCACAUUUUUCUUUGUCUCGGCUGUUACUUGUAUCUGUUAUUUGUCGGCAAAGUCUUCGUUACCAAGUAUUACAACCGCGUGCCUCUGCAGUGAAGCUCUUAGACGUACAACGUUAUUGGGGACUGCUGUACUGGGUUUCAGCUACAGGGUUCGGGAACUGCCAGUUAGGCAAAUCUAUGAUGAACAGAACAGACUCUGAAUUACCCCUUCUUUCCGAGGAGAAAUUUGAUUUUGAUCUUCCAUUAUCUCCAUUAAGUGGGAAAGAAGAUAACGAAGAUGAGGAUGAUGAAGUUUUUGUUGGACCUGUAGGUCAUAAGGAAAAAUGUGUGUCUGUCAACAUUGAGAUGCAAGCUGAAUUGCAUAGUGAGCCACACACAGAGUCUCCUGUUGAGCAACUGAUAAACUGGAGUCCUUUGACUGGGGACAAGUUUGUUGAGAUUUUUAAGGAGGCUCAUUUGCUUGUGAAACAGUUUGAAAAAAUUGCAGACAACAGUGAUGAAGCAUCAAAAGAAAAUAUACCCAUUCGAAACAAAAAUGCUGAACAAUUUGUUGAAGAUUCUGAUUCCAAACUUAAUGUGUUUCAGAAUGUAAAAGGAACUGUUGUUAGCCCAAUAAAACGGGAAACUUUCUGUGUCCAAGAUAGUCCUUUUAGAAUACUCCCACCAGCGGUCCAACAACACCUCAAGAACUCCACUGGCACUUCAAGUCCUUUGAAAAUGCACAAUGGUACUGUUAGUCCUUCUCGAAAAAAUAUGAGAUGCAGUUUAACAAAGAAGAGUAAAAAAGAUCCUUGCUUUUCAUAUACAAAGCAAAUUCUCCCAAGCAAAAUGAUUCCACUCAAAGCAACCAAGGAAAUUACUAAAGCUGGGCAACUGCCAAUAGCAAAGUCUAAAGGUCAAAAGAGUUUCAGUCCUGCAAGAAGACAAAGGAACAGCAGUGAUCAUUCAUCUGAUAACAUUAGCAUUGCUUCUGAUGUCAGUGACUCCUCCCAAAACAGUAGCUUUUUGGGAAAAGUUACAUCCAACUCCAGCAAGAUUGGUUUAAAAUCCACUGCACUGAAAGUCCCAUCCUUGCAGAGGAGAAGCACUGGAGUUGUUGGUCAAAAGUCAUCUUCGUCUUCCUCUUCUGUAUCCAGUAUAAAUUCAAGUAUGAACUCCAGUCUUUCUGUUUCCCCAUUGGGCAAAAGUAAAAUGAACAUCUCAUUAAAUUCGUCUCUUAGUAAACCAAAGGUGAAACUGUCUGGUACUGGAAACAAACUUGUAUCAUCAUUAGCUGCUGGUGCAAAAUUAUCAUCAUCUCACAUAAAAAGUACAGCUGUGUCAAAAGUGGUAAAGUCUGCAAGCGCUAGCAAACUAAAUAGUCCCAUGAGGAAGCAAGGGGCAACUAUUCCACAUACUCCAUUGGAUAAAGGAUUGCAAAGGCUGAGCUCGGUACCGAAUUUGUCAUGCUCAUCACAGAAGAGUAAAGCUGGAAGUACUGCUAAGAUAGAUGUAUGUAAAAAGCCAAAGGCAUUGGUUGCCCCUACACCCACUGGUCAACGGAAACUUCCUGGACAAUCAGAGAUUACACCAUUUGAAAAAACUCAACAGAUUUUGCAACCUAAAAGGCUGCUGUCACAUAGCAUUGUUCCAAGUGACCUGCCGACAGGUGCUGGAAAUAUUAUGGAAAGUACAGCUCUACAGACCCCAAAACAUUCCAGUAAACGCUUGUCCUUGAUAUCGCGUGUAAGGCAUACUUCUGCAUUGCCUACACCUGUGAGCAGAAGAGCCUCUGGAAUCCCAGCAAUAACCCCACGGUCACUUCAGAGAACAGUGGCAUCUUCUGCUCAGUUAUCUGAAAUUGUAAAGUCUCCACUGUCAGCAAGAAAGCAAAAGUUAUCAAGCUCCCAACAAGAAGAUGAAAGUCAGCUUGAAGUUCAGAGUGAUUCUAAUCUGCAGCCUGCCAGUGAUCACUGUUUUCCUUGUUCUCUGAAUUUCUCUUCAGAAGACGAAAAGAGUGAUGCAUGUGAAAAAAACUCCAAGGUCCAAUCUGAGGUUGCACCAUUGCUUGAUAAUGGUGCUCUUCCUAAUACAGUUGUUCAGCAUGAAAAGCAAGAGGUUUUGUUGAUUGAUAUUGAAGUGGAGUCAAAGCCACAAGUCUCUCAGACUGAAGAUGUUCCACUCAUAGAUCUCUCAAAUUCACCUGCUGAAGUACAGUUAAUUGACUUGAGUUCCCCUCUUAUAAGUUUGAGUCCAGAGGAAAAGAAGAAUGUGCUGGAAUCUCCUUUAAUACAUUUCACAUUUUAGGGAUACACUGAUGUGUCAAAAGUGUGUGUACUAAUAAAAGAUGACUUUAUUUGUUAUAAAGCUAUGAAACAUUAAAAUGUUAUUUAAAAAAAAAAAAAAAUUGAAGUAAAAAUGAAAUAAAU
Polypterus senegalus (gray bichir) is the source of this 2729-nucleotide messenger RNA. RefSeq names its product G-2 and S-phase expressed 1 (gene gtse1). NCBI's taxonomy places the organism in Eukaryota, Metazoa, Chordata, Cladistia, Polypteriformes, Polypteridae. The coding region runs from base 499 to 2607 and encodes 702 amino acids. The record is from RefSeq and is a predicted model, not a curated record. The transcript has 12 exons. Gene Ontology annotation, cellular component: microtubule cytoskeleton; cytoplasmic microtubule. Gene Ontology annotation, molecular function: microtubule binding.